Molecule: messenger RNA, 894 nt
Organism: Colius striatus (speckled mousebird)
Lineage: Eukaryota; Metazoa; Chordata; Aves; Coliiformes; Coliidae
Gene: ZAR1L
Product: zygote arrest 1 like
Exons: 4
Coding region: 1-894 (297 amino acids)
Biological process (GO): translation
Cellular component (GO): cytoplasm
Molecular function (GO): mRNA base-pairing post-transcriptional repressor activity
Source: RefSeq, a predicted model, not a curated record
AUGGAGGGUUUUGUCUAUCACCCCUUCAGCACGUACCAGAGCUUCAGAGGCAACCUCACGCCCAGCCGCAGCGCGGAUUCCGCGGUAAAGCAGCCCAGCUGGAAGCAGGGCAAGAGCAGUGGCAUCAGCCCCCUCCUCGGGGGGCCGUUCAGCCCCAUGCCCUCCGACUACCUGGACCGGUACCGCCGGGCGCAGCUGCAGGCGCUGCUGUCCCAGGUGAGCCCGGCGCUGGCCCCGCGGCUGCGCUGGGCCAGCACCAGGGACGUGGGCGUGCAGGUGAGCCUGCGGGCAGAGGCGGCCGUGCAGUGCUCGCUGGGGCCGCGUACGCUGCCCGUCGGACACCCUCUCAGCCCUGCCGCCUUCCGCGGCCCCGGGCACCUGGCUCUCUACUCGCCCGUGCCCGACCGGCGCCUCUUCACGCUGCCCGAGGCCACUGGACCCCAGGAGAAAGAGAAAGUGUCCCAAACGACGCCCGAGGAACAGCAGGCGGAGGAUGGUGGCAGCGAGCUGCUGGAGGGCCAGACUUGGGCCGCCCCAGAGAGUGAGGAGGCCGGGGACCCCAGACGUCGAAACGCCUUCCAGUUUUUGGAGCAGAAGUAUGGCUAUUUCCACUGUAAGGACUGCAAGACCAGAUGGGAGAGUGCUUAUGUGUGGUGUAUUUCUGGAACUAACAAGGUAUACUUCAAGCAGCUGUGUCGGAAAUGCCAGAAGGGCUUCAAUCCCUAUCGAGUGGAAGCAAUCCAGUGCCAGAUCUGUUCAAAGACUCGUUGUUCCUGCCCUCAGAAGAAACGACACAUUGAUCUCAAACGACCUCAUCGUCAAGAACUCUGUGGCCGCUGCAAAGGAAAGAGGCUGUCCUGCGAUAACACUUACAGCUUCAAAUACAUUGUCUGA